Molecule: messenger RNA, 2700 nt
Organism: Talaromyces amestolkiae
Lineage: Eukaryota; Fungi; Ascomycota; Eurotiomycetes; Eurotiales; Trichocomaceae
Exons: 1
Coding region: 1-2700 (899 amino acids)
Source: RefSeq, a predicted model, not a curated record
AUGGAGCCUCCACAAGCUAGUCGCAUUGAGCCUAAGAAGUCGUUUGAUCGAGAUUGGAAGGAGAUUAGACAGCGACUGGAGCGCAAGAUUGCUGCCGCCGCUGCCCAAGCGAUCUCUGGAAGACCCGGUGGAACGGACAAUCGCAGCAGGCCUCGAUGGGCAACGCCGCCAAAACAGAAAGAGUCUCGAUUUUAUCAGGUCAAGAACGAGGAUAGAUUUACUACAAGAGGCGCUAAUCCAAGGACAGGAGUGGUCAGUCCGAGCAAUCGCACGGAUAGCUCGAAUGAAGAUCAUGUUCCCCGUCCUCGAGUUAGCCAGAAAUGGAAAGUCAACGGUGACCAGUGGGUGAGUGUCAGUGUUGCUCAUACGCCAUCGCCGCGGUCAUCGCCUUUAAGCUACACACUGGGCAAGACUGUGUCGUCUGCCGGCUCCGGAUCAACGGACCUCUCUUCGUCGGAUGACUGGGAGGAUAGAUUCGUGGUACAUAUGCCUUCUGCCGACGACCCCAAUCCACCCUCUAUGACUGCGGAACAGAUCAGAUUGUAUCAGGAAAAGAUAGGAAAGCUCCACGGAGCACCUUUUCCCAGGCACGAGAUGGAUGCGUCUAAGCCGUCGUCUGGCUCUCCGGAGCCUAGACUCCCACAGCAAGUGAAGAAGAUGAGCUCGAUCCCUGUUCUGCAACGAGGUACAACUCCAAAUUCUUUUUCGACCGACAGCAGUCAAUCUAUCUCGCCCCCGCUGGAUGGACCGCGCCAAUACUUCAGCCCUGACGAAGUCGGACGAGCUCGAGUCAGUCCAGUCACCGAUAACCCUAAGCUUAAACAAAAGGCACUAUUCAAGAAGCUGAGAGAAGAGUGUUUUAUGGGCUGUAUGGGCGUGGAUGAGAAAGCUGCUAAAAACCCCGAUGAGAUCCUACUUUUUCCAAAUUCGGACGACGAGAAUGAUGCACAAGUAUCACCCGUUGCAAAGUCGGACGAAGAAAGCGACAAAGACAAGUCAACCAAUACACCACGCACGUUGCACGCGUCUAAAAUGCCGCAUUCUUCCGGUCACAAUAUUGCUAGAGCAACUCAGAAAAUCCUAGGCAAACCUCAACGUGCAACGCCUCUAGUCAUUCCCCCAGCAUUGACGCCGGCACAGCCGACAAAGAUACCAAUACCAUCGAGCACUUCUCCGACUACUGGUCAAUAUCAAGCGAAAGAAGAUGAUAGCGCUGUGUUUACGUCCUCUGUGACCAAAAAAUCAGUAUUGCAACGGUCUCGGACUCGUCCAGUAUUGAGGCCAUCGUCUCGGCCGCCUAGGUUCAAUAAGGAUUAUAGUCGAAGAACUCCGGAGAAUGAUCUGUUUUUCGAAAGCUCUUCCCCUGGAUCCAGUCAUGGGCCGAAUGAUAGUCCAGCGGAAUCGUCGAAAUCUGCGUCGCCAGAUUCCUUUGGGGAAGGGUCAAGAAACGGCACCAUCACUUCGCCUCAAAGCAAUGAUUCCGUCAGACUGAGUCCUAGCGAUAAAUUCAAGCACACCGUUUCAUCAGAAUCGCGGCUCCACAAAGUUUUCUCUCCUACGAUAGCGAGACCACGGAACAAAAUACCAGGCGAUUUAGAAACUCCAAAAACACCGCAUGUUGCUGAAUUAGAUGGACAGCAAGUACCUCAACAACUACCGAGUCCACCCCUGAGCUGUUCUCCCUCACCUCCCGCAAAACCCAACGUAGAAACCGUCGCGAGCAAUGAAAAGCUCCGCAACAAGGAGAAAAGAGAUACUCACACUAUUCGUAUGGAAAUUCGAAUGAAGGCCGAAAGAGCAAGGCAAGGUGCUGCUGCUGCUAAAUCUGCAUCUGAACGGUUAGCAGCUGCUCGACAGCACGCCGAACGACUGGCUGAGGCACGAGCUGCUUACGACAAGGCCAAGUCUCAGAGCACUGCCAAGAAGACUAAAGAGCCCCUGGAUGAGUUGAGACAGCAAAAGCUGAACACUGAAAGGAUCAAUGAGGCGAGAAAAGCUUACAAGGCAGCCAAGGCAAGGGAGGAGGCUGAGCAGGGAGAGAAGCAGGCAAAGAAAGAGGCAGAAAAGGAAGCAACAAGACAAGCAGAAAUCCGUCGGAAAGAAGCCAAAGUCAAGUCCAAGCCUGUUUCUUCAUCGAGUUCGAAGUUGAAAACCGAGCCCACUGUCUCGUCGGAUGAUGCAAAGCCAACUCGAAAGACUCGUAAAUCAGCGGUCAAACGUCAAUUGAGUCCCGAAAGAAAGAGCAGGCGCGACAGCAAAGUCUACAAACCGGAAACCCCUCUCAAUACCCCCAUCGAACCCUAUUUAAACGACACUACCCUGAGUUUUGGCGUCUUCUACCUCUCCUUCACCAAGUUCCACUCCUUCCUUCGCGACCACAAAAUCUACUCCCAAAUUCUUUUGUCUUGCGAAACACUCUUCCAAAUGGCCUCUCACUGCCUCAAAGUCUGCAAACGCCUCGCCGACGCAUGGCUCGAAUACCAGCAAAACGGCAGCCUACCACAAUCAUGUGUCGACGAUUUCGGCGACCUUGCAGCGGACAUAGGUCAAGCACUGGUAAAUUUCGCGGUGUUGUGUUUUGUGUUCGUCGUUAUGAUCAAGAUGGCGGGUUACGUUGUCGUUGUGACGAAUUGGAUGGUGUGGUUUACGAGGCCGGUUGGAUGGGUUUUUGGGAAUUUGUUGAGUGCUGUUAUACAGUGA